Molecule: messenger RNA, 3793 nt
Organism: Monodelphis domestica (gray short-tailed opossum)
Lineage: Eukaryota; Metazoa; Chordata; Mammalia; Didelphimorphia; Didelphidae
Gene: MOXD1
Product: monooxygenase DBH like 1
Biological process (GO): octopamine biosynthetic process; norepinephrine biosynthetic process; dopamine catabolic process
Cellular component (GO): secretory granule membrane
Molecular function (GO): copper ion binding; dopamine beta-monooxygenase activity
Source: RefSeq, a predicted model, not a curated record
UUCCUUUCUUCCAGGGCCCCACAAAGUCACCUGCCUUUCCAGAUUCUAGGAUUCUGCUAAACAGCUGAAAGUCCCUAGGGGACCUUAGAUUUGGAGCUGACAGGGAAUUUGGAGGCCAUCUAAUUCAACCCGCUCAUUUUACAGCUCAGGUGUCCCAAGUAGAAGGACGACAAUGUGCCGCUGGUCCCUGCUGUUUCUGUGGGGGCUGCUCCCUGGCAGCACUCCAGGGGGAACUGGUCGCAGCUACCCCCACCAUGCUCUUCUGGAUUGGGAGGGCAAAUACUGGCUGCAUUGGGGGCACGAGGGCAGCACCCUUGCCUUCCGCCUGGAGGUGCAGACCCCUGGCUACGUGGGCUUGGGCUUCUCGCCCACCGGAGGGAUGGCUUCAGCGGAUAUCGUCCUGGGCGGAGUGGAGAACGGCAGUCCCUAUCUGCAGGAUUAUUUUACAGAUAAAAACAGAGAAUUGAAGAAGGAUCCCCAACAGGAUUACCAUCUAGGCUAUGCCAUGCAAAACAGUACGCACACCAUAAUUGAAUUUACCAGGGAACUACAAACUUGUGACAUAAAUGAUAAAAGCAUAACGGAAAGUACAGUGAGAGUAAUAUGGGCCUAUCACCAUGAAGACAUUGGUGAAUCAGGUCCUAUAUACCAUGGAUCUAAUCGGGGAACCAAAAGUCUGAAAUUGUUGAACCCAGAGAAAAGCAACAUUUUGUCAGCAGCCUUACCAUACUUUGACUUGAGAAAUAAAAACGUGCUGAUUCCAGAUAAAGGCACAACAUAUUGGUGCCAAAUGUUUAAGAUCCCGGUGUUCCAGGAAAAGCGUCAUGUGAUAAAGGUUGAACCAGUAAUACAGGAAGGGCACGAGAGCCUAAUACACCACAUUCUUCUCUACCACUGCAGUAAUAACUUUAACGAUAGUGUUUUGGAUUAUGGCCAUGAAUGCUAUCAUCCCAACAUGCCAGAUGCUUUCUUGACUUGUGAAACUGUGAUCUUUGCUUGGGCUAUUGGUGGAGAGGGAUUUUCAUAUCCUCCUCAUGUUGGCUUGUCCCUGGGCACACCAUUAGACCCUACCUACGUUCUUCUGGAAGUUCAUUUUGAUAAUCCAACAUAUCAAGAAGGCUUGAUAGAUAACUCUGGACUGAGAUUCUUUCAUACCACCAUUUUGAGGAAAUAUGAUGCUGGGAUAAUUGAAGCAGGUCUCUGGGUCAGUCUCUUCCAUAAUAUCCCUCCAGGAAUGCCUGAGUUCAGAUCUGAAGGUCAUUGCACUCUGGAAUGCCUUGAAGAGGCCCUAGAGGCUGAAAAACCAGGUGGAAUUCAUGUAUUUGCUGUUCUUCUCCAUGCACAUCUCGCUGGCAGAGGUAUCAGGAUGCGCCAUUUCCGUAAAGGGGAGGAACUGAAGCUACUUGCUUAUGAUGAUAGCUUUGACUUCAAUUUCCAGGAGUUUCAGUAUCUAAAGGAAGAAAGGAUAAUCUUGCCGGGGGACAACUUAAUCACAGAAUGCCGCUAUAACACUAAAGAUCGAGUACGCAUGACUUGGGGUGGACUAAGUACUAGAAGUGAAAUGUGCCUCUCAUAUCUCCUCUAUUACCCAAGAAUCAAUCUUACUCGAUGUGCAAGUAUCCCAGACAUAAUGGAACAGCUCCAAUUCAUCGGUGUUAAGGAGAUCUACAGGCCAGUCACGACUUGGCCUUUCAUUAUCAAGAGCCCUAAGCAAUAUAAAAACUUAUCUUUCAUGGAUGCAAUGAACAAAUUUAAAUGGUCCAUAAAAGAUGGCAUCUCCUUCAAUAAACUUGUUCUUGGACUGCCUGUGAAUGUGAGAUGCUCAAAGACAGACAAUGCAGAGUGGUCGAUUCAAGGAAUGACAGCAUUACCUCCAGAGGUUGAAAGACCAUAUAAAUCAGAGCCGUUUGUAUGUGGAUCCUCUUCAUCUUCUUCCUCCUCCACCUCUUCUUCCUCAAUGUUAUCACUAAACUUUGUUCUCCAUGUGUCUGUUUUCUUUCUUAUCCUCAGUAACACAGGGAGCAUCAGGCAUUUUGCAUAAUAACUUGAUUGUAAUUGGUGAUGUUCUCUAUGCCAGGCAAGCACAGAAUGUUUGCACUCUUGUUUCCCAUGGUCAAAAUGGGUGAUCAAGAUGCAGUCACAAGACAUGGACUAUUUGGAAGUUGCCUCCCCUCUCGUCCCCAAGUUGCUUUCUUUAGGAUACAUUCCGCUCCCCUUAUCUUCACCUAGCUCAAUUAGAGAACCCUAUCCAGUCAACUUCUACCCAUCCAGAGAUGUCAAAUCCUAUAUGAACAUCUUCAUUGAAAUGAACACACCAUGAAUUCUAAUCUUUCUUUGGGCAUAAGGAAACGACGGGACAACUGUGUUUUAAUUCUUUUUAAAAAUUGACUGUAUUUCUUGAUUUUUGCUUUUAAAAUAUAUUUUGGAUUCUUUUAUCUUAAAAUAAUUAAACAAGUUCCAUUUCUUUUCCCUUCCUUUUUCUUAUUCUUUUAAGUUUAUUAUUAUCCUGUCUUUCUCUUUCAACUUUUUUGUUUGUCCUUUUUCUAAGCAUGCCUGUGUCUCUUUUUUACAUUCAAUUCUUCACUAUUCUUUUUACUACUUCCUGUUAUUGCAAAGCUUCUACCACAAUAAGUUCUCUUCCUUUAAGGGUCUGGCUAUACUUUCCACUUUUCUUUCAGUUCUUCUUUGAGGCUUCACAGUCCCCACACUUUGCCUUCAUCAUUUGUCUCUUGUCAAGGUUUCCUUGAGUGUUCAUAUCACCUAUACAGAUUCUGGAACCUUCAAAAUAUAGAUUUAGUGACUGGUAAUGGAGUCAUAGAGGAAAAGAAUUUCUCAGCCCGCUAAUGUCUAGUUGUUAAUAAGCUCUUUAUACUGGUUUCUUGUUAGAGACAAAGUGGUUUGAUGUGCACAAGAGAGAGGCAGGAGAGCAUUGGAAUGUAUAGCAUGCUGCCAAAACUGUGCUAGUGUGUCACACUUACGGCAUACUGGCUGAAUUUGAGCCCUAGUUGCUCUUGUAGAUUUAUUUUUAUAUGCAUAAUUAAUAGACUAAUUUUCCUUAAUAAAACCAGUUACCACUUUUAAAAUUACAGCAUCAAUGUUACAUGAUUCAGAUUACUUUCUGUAUGGUUCAGAUACAUUGCCACAUUUUCAAAGUACUUUUAUGUUAGGAUGGUAUUAAUAAAAUAAAUGGAAUUAAGUCUUCCUGUGGUAUCUUGUUCACUCCUUGAGAUGUGCUAGUGAUUCAAAUACUUCUGUUAGCCUAGUCACUUGCAUAUAUUGUUUUGUUGCAACCAUUUUAAAGUUGGUUUUCUUCUAGAAAACAAUGGUAUAUAAAGUCUUUAAUAUAGAUCAUGUUUUGAAAUGAUUCCUUUAUCUACUUGCAGUGAAUCAUUUGGUUAAAAUUCUGUAAUGUUUGUAAAAUGUGUUGUUAUGAUAUUUGGCUUUUUUUAUAACCUGUGUCUGAUUCUAGAACUUUCCAUAAGAAAAAAAAUUAAUGAAAAAUAUGCUCUUCCCUACACAAUUUAAAUAAAACCCUCAAUUUGACCUUGCAAAUCUAUGGGAAUUCUUCUUCUGUUAACUUCACUCAAUCCUCACCUCCUGAUGGGUGUGUUGAUUCCAGCUCCUAAAUGGAUCACAAUUGUUAAAAUUUUGAUGUGAUCAUUCAUAUCUCAGAGAUCAGCAAAUGCUACAGAUCAAAGCUUGUUUUAUUAUUUUCUUGAUUGUCAAGACUUAAGAAAAUGUUGGAUAAAAUGUUAAUGAUGUUGAUGAUGAUAAUAAAACUAUAUUGUGUACA